Messenger RNA from Cannabis sativa, 2158 nucleotides. RefSeq lists its product as uncharacterized. The record is from RefSeq and is a predicted model, not a curated record. Gene Ontology annotation, molecular function: cysteine-type peptidase activity. The transcript has 8 exons. Gene Ontology annotation, biological process: proteolysis. The coding region runs from base 629 to 1624 and encodes 331 amino acids. NCBI's taxonomy places the organism in Eukaryota, Viridiplantae, Streptophyta, Magnoliopsida, Rosales, Cannabaceae.
GGACCUCGAAGUUGCAGAUCCUCCCCGCCACCGUGUUUGGAUUAAAUCUCGCACCAAGAGUAGAAAACUUGUCACUGAUUACGACAAGGAAAUUGCCGAGAAGAUAGCUCAAUUAGAGGAGAAGCUUAGUCAGGGACAAAUUCAGGUCCAGGGCCAAAACGAUAUCCUCACGCAGGCGCUCGGGACACCAGAGCAUCCUGGACGUGUCAGGGCUGCUGGGUUCCUGACCAGGGCAUCUCAACUGUUCGGCAGGAAGAAAAGGGAAGUGUCUGAUGUUGUGGCUCGGCAAGCGAAGGAGAUUGAACAAUUAAAAGCCGAAGUCCAAUCCCUUAAGCAGCAGAGGAACGCUGCCGAACAAGAGGAAGAAGGAGAGGUGGCUGGUGAGGCGUAUGUUCCACAACCAUACGCUCCUCAGGAUGAGGUACAACCACAAAUUUAUGCUGAGGAGUUCAUUUCCCUCAACGACCAAGGUAUCCUAUACAAUUUUGAUGACCAUGCGGCCCUUAAUCAGCAAGUACAUCUCUGCUCUGACAACAUCGACAAUAUUGUGGCCCGAGGGUAUUUGUACGAGCAUGUGGGUAAGAUCAAAGUUCACUGCCAGGAUUACGAUGAUUCACAUGCUCGGAUCAUGGUUUCGGAAAUCCUGCAAGAGGACGCUGAAAUCCCAGUCCCAAUUGAAGAGUUCAGAUAUGUUAGGGACGUGUACCAGAUGUUCCUUCCUUGGCCUAAACACUUAAUUUUAACAACCGAGGGUCCACUCGCUCAACCGCCCUCAAGACGUGAUGCGUCAAAGGGGAAAGCUCCGAUGCUUUCUCCACAAAGCCGUGGUGCACGGGAAGAUGAGUUGUUCACGGAAGAGAAGAUGGCGUUGAUCCCUAAUUCGCUAAAAUGGAUUAUUCAUGAAUUCCUAAGGCUCAAAGAUAAACGUGAUAUAAUCACAAUUUCUGUCCCCCGAGGAUUCAUUGCACCGCGUACCCAGAUCAUUUUAUCUGGAGAGGAUUUGCAGCAGGUUGCUACGUGUAACUACAUCGGCAACCAGGGAAUGCUGUUUGGAAUGAUGCACAUAUGGGAGAGCAUCAACGGUCUGAGAAAAAUUUUCAAGUUUUACGACCCAGAGCUUCUCACAGUGCAUGGGAUCAGCGAUGAAGAACAGAGUCAGUCUUUUGACGAUGCGGCAAGACGAUUGGCUAAUUGGUUAUCAUUAAUGAACAGCAACCACCAAAUGUUCUUUAUUCCUUGGAAUAUCGGGAUGCAUUGGACGCUAGUGGUGGUUGCACCAAGGAAAAUUAUCCAUUUAAACCCUGUAAAAGGCCGCCCAAUUCCCGAAGAAAUAGAACAAAUGAUCGGAAGGGCAUUCAUGUAUAUAGGGGACGCACAUCAGUAUCUUGGCCCGUGGCAAGGAAUUUCACAAGCAAACUGUCCAAGACAACCUAAAAGCCAAGAAUGCGGUUUUUAUGUUUUGAAAUAUAUCACUGACAUCGUCGCACGUGCCAACCCCAACCGUUACAUAGAAGAUCAAAAAGCUUUUGGGGGUAAGAAGCAAUACGAUCCAAAAACAGAAUUGUUACCACUACAGCGAAAGUGGAUCGAACAAUUGAUGGCGGUGAUUCACGGUGACGAUUGAGGUUCAAAGGUCGAAGAAUUUUUCUUCAUUAUGUAAUUUUUAUAGAUUAACUUGUAAUUAGAUUUAUUAACUUAUUAAUAUUUUUAACUAAUUUUACAUGUUUGUGUAAUAUUUAAUUAUUUUUAUGAAAUCAAAUUAUAUUUUUACCCAAAUUUAAUUACUAUUUAAUUUAAAAUGUAAUUAAUAUAUAAUUAAAUUAAAUAAAUAUGUAAUUUAAAAUUUAAAUAAAUAUGUAAUUUAAAUUAAAUAUAAUAAUAUAUAAAUUAAUAAAUAUAAAAUUAAAAUUAUAUAAUUAAAUUAAAAAAAAUGAAAAAAACUGAAAUCUGCUCACUUUUGGCGUCGGUUCCUACAACCCCUAUGGCGUCGGUUAUUGGCUAGGAACCGACGCCAUAUAUACCCCUAUGGCGUCGGUUCCUAGCUAAUAACCGACGCCAUAGGGGUAUAUAUGGCGUCGGUUCAUAUAAACCCUUUAGCGUCGCCCUGAUAGGCGUCGGUAGCGAAUUUCGCGAAAACCGACGCCUAAAGGGCUUAAAA